AUUCAUUCAAUUCAUUAUUGUUGAGAGAGUCUUUUUUCUGCAUGCAUCUCUCUCUCUCUCUUGAUCUCCCUUAGUUGUCAGGAUUUAGGAAUUUUUUUUUAAUAAAAAAGAUCAGUGUCCAAUCUCUCUUAUCAUCUUCGAAAGUUUCCUAUUAUUUCAUUCUUCUUCUCAUCCUCAGUUUUCUCUAACUAAGAGACAAUCUUCUUUUGCAUCUCUCUCUUCUCUCUCUCUCUCUCUCUCUCUCUCUCUCUCUCUCUCUCUCUCUCUCUCUCUCUCUCUCUCUCUCUCUCUCUCUCUCACUGCAAACAAAAGCCAAUCUAAAAAAAAAAACAGAGAGCAAUGAAGAAAAUCGUGUUAAAGUUGGAUCUGCAUCAUGAUAAUAAGGCUAAACAAAAAGCUCUUAAAACAGUUUCUACUCUCCCAGGUAUCGAUUCGAUUGCAAUGGACAUGAAAGAGAAGAAGUUAACGGUGAUAGGAACCGUGGAUCCUGUUAAUGUAGUCAGUAAGCUAAGGAAGUAUUGGCCGAUGACGGAUAUCAUAUUGGUGGGACCUGCAAAGGAGCCGGAAAAGGAGAAGAAGGAGGAGCCAAAAAAGGAAGGUGGUGGCGAGCCGCCGAAGAAAGAAGGAGAAGCUCCAAAAGAAGAAGGUAAAAAGGAAGGAGAAGCUCAGAAGAAGGAAGAAGAGAAGAAAGAAGGUGGCGAUAAGAAGGAAGGAGAGAAGAAAGAUCAACCACAACCGCAGCCACUGACUCAACCACCACCACCAGAUCAUGUAUUGGAGCUUGUAAAGGCGUAUAAAGCAUAUAAUCCUCAUCUAACAACUUAUUACUACGCCCAAAGCAUUGAGGAAAACCCUAACGCUUGCGUUAUAUGUUGAAAAACAUGUAUAAUGUAAUAUAAUUUGGGUGAAAAAUGUGAAAAGAUGGACCGAUCUAUACUGAAGAAGAAGAAUAAGAAAUAGAUGAUAUAUCUUAGACUAAGAUAUGUCGAUUAGGAUUAGAUCACUUAUGUUCUUUUCCUACAUAAUGGGGGCGGGGAUUUAAAGUUCAUGUUUCGAAAAAGGUUCUUAUUUCGAUGAUAUGUUUUGUGUAUAUAUAUCGUUGGAAUGUACUAUAGUUUCUAUUGUUUA
This is a messenger RNA of Brassica napus (rape), 1128 nucleotides long. RefSeq names its product heavy metal-associated isoprenylated plant protein 39. Lineage: Eukaryota; Viridiplantae; Streptophyta; Magnoliopsida; Brassicales; Brassicaceae. Bases 340 to 876 code for a protein of 178 amino acids. Gene Ontology annotation, molecular function: metal ion binding. The transcript has 3 exons. The record is from RefSeq and is a predicted model, not a curated record.